Molecule: messenger RNA, 1215 nt
Organism: Knipowitschia caucasica
Lineage: Eukaryota; Metazoa; Chordata; Actinopteri; Gobiiformes; Gobiidae
Source: the annotation of a GenBank genome assembly
AUGAGUAUAGAAAUCCCUGAAGGACUGACGGAGCUGUUACAGAGCUUUACCGUGGAAGUGUUGAGGAACCAGCCCAGGGAUUUGCUCGAGUUCGCGCUACAAUACUUCACACAGCUGAAGGACAGAGAGACCAAAGAGGCCUCGUUUGGCAAUGACCAAAAUUCGGCCCCAAGGAUUGGAAAGGCGGUCAAUUUCAUUGACGAAGCGAUGCAGAUUGAUUCGGAAAAUGGAGAGGAGGACGACGAAGAUGACGGGGACUUCUUAGCACCAGUGAUCAACAGAUACAUCAGGAGAGCUUCAGUCUGUGCUGAGGCCUUCAAUCCAGAUGAAGACGACGAGGACAAGGAGCCAUGGAUCACUCAUCCAAAAACAGACGAGCAGAGGCAGAGGCUACAAGAAGCAUGUAGGGACAUUCUUCUAUUCAAGAACUUGGACGCGGAGGAGAUAUCUCAGGUUCUUGACGCCAUGUUUGAGAAAGUUUGUACAGACGGAGAACACAUCAUAGAUCAAGAUGACGACGGAGAUAAUUUUUAUGUAAUUCAAAGCGGGACGUUUAACAUAUUUGUGAAAGUGGAGAAUGCGGAGAAGCUGGUGGGUUGCUAUGACAACAGGGGCAGCUUUGGUGAACUGGCACUGAUGUACAACACCCCCAGAGCGGCAACCAUCGUGGCCACGAGUCCUGGAGCGCUGUGGUGUCUGGAUCGCCUCACAUUCAGGAGGAUAAUCGUAAAAAAUAACGCCAAGAAAAGGAAGUUGUACGAAGCGUUUAUGGAGACACUACCCCUGCUCACGUCUCUGGAGCUGUCGGAAAGGAUGAAGGUUGUAGACGUCAUUUCCACAAGAAUCUAUAGUGACACACAGCAGAUAAUCGCUCAGGGUGAUUUAGCAGAUUGCUUCUACAUCGUGGAGUCUGGACAAGUUAGAAUCACAAUGAAGCGCAGCCGGACAAAAAAGGAGCAGGAGGAGGAGGAGGAGGUGGAGAUCGCCUCAUGCUCCAGGGGACAGUACUUUGGAGAGUUAGCACUGGUCACAAACAAACCUCGAGCGGCCUCAGCAUACGCAGUGGGGAAUGUCAAAUGUCUAGUGAUGGACGUGAAGGCGUUCGAGCGGCUGCUGGGUCCGUGCAUGGACAUCAUGAAGAGGAACAUUCAGAACUAUGAAGAGCAGCUGGUGGCGCUGUUCGGCUGUAGCACUGACAUCCAACAAAGUGCAUGA